AUGGCGGAGGGCGGCCAGCCCCCGCAGCAGCAGCAGCAGCAGCCACAGCCGCAGCUCCUGGCCGGCGGCGGCGGCGGCGGGGGGGCCGCCCGCGGCGUGAAGCGGGAGCCGGAGCUGGAGCAGCCCAUGCCCGGUGGGGACGGCGCCGAGGGCGGCCACAGCAAGCGGCUGCGGACAGAGGCGGAGGCCGACGGCGGCGGCAUGCAGAACGAGCCUCUGACUUCAGGUUAUCAUGGAUACCCAGCAAGAGACAAUCAAGGUAACCAGGAGCCAGCAGCAACUCCUGAUGCAAUGGUGCAGCCAUUCACCACAAUCCCAUUUCCGCCACCCCCACAGAAUGGGAUUCCUACAGAGUACGGGGUGCCACACACUCAGGACUAUGCAGGCCAGACCAGCGAGCACAAUCUGACGCUCUACGGAAGCACGCAGCCGCAUGGAGAGCAGAGCACGAACACAGCCAGCACGCAGAACGGAUCUCUUGCACAGACAGAAGGAGGGGCACAGACAGAUGGACAGCAAUCACAGACGCAGAACAGUGAGAAUACCGAGAGCAAAUCCACUCCAAAACGACUUCAUGUGUCUAACAUUCCUUUCCGCUUUCGAGAUCCUGACCUUCGGCAGAUGUUUGGGCAAUUCGGCAAAAUCCUUGAUGUAGAGAUAAUCUUUAAUGAGCGUGGCUCCAAGGGAUUCGGGUUCGUAACUUUCGAGAAUAGUGCUGAUGCAGACAGGGCCAGGGAGAAAUUACACGGCACCGUGGUAGAGGGCCGUAAAAUCGAGGUUAACAACGCCACAGCGCGAGUGAUGACCAAUAAGAAGAUGGUCACACCUUACGCAAAUGGUUGGAAGUUGAGUCCUGUGGUUGGAGCGGUGUACGGCCCUGAGUUAUAUGCAGCGUCCAGCUUUCAAGCAGAUGUCUCGCUGGGCAAUGACGCCGCAGUGCCCCUGUCAGGAAGGGGGGGUAUUAACACUUACAUUCCUUUAAUCAUUCCAGGCUUCCCCUAUCCAACUGCAGCCACCACAGCAGCCGCAUUUCGGGGAGCCCAUCUGAGGGGCCGAGGAAGGACAGUAUAUGGGGCAGUCCGGGCGGUACCUCCCACAGCCAUCCCUGCCUACCCAGGUGUGGUUUACCAGGACGGAUUUUACGGUGCUGACCUCUAUGGUGGAUAUGCAGCCUACAGAUAUGCACAGCCUGCUACUGCAACAGCAGCCACGGCCGCUGCAGCCGCUGCAGCAGCUUACAGCGAUGGUUAUGGCAGGGUGUACACAGCAGAUCCUUACCAUGCCCUUGCCCCUGCCGCUAGCUACGGAGUUGGUGCUGUGGCGAGUUUAUACCGAGGUGGCUACAGCCGAUUUGCCCCCUACUGAAGUGACGUGAGCCCCCUGCAAGUGGGACAGCCCCCCCAGUUCAUGAGGCCUGGCUAUUGCAAUAUUUACUAGUAGAGGAACUCUAUAGCAAGACGAGGAGGAAAAACAAAAAACAAAAGAGAAAAUACUUUUUUAUACCUCACUAUGUUCUUUGAAUAUGUAUUUUUUUUCCUUUAAAUUUCUGCCUUUAAUUCUUUUGUUCCAAAGAUUGUGCAUUUUUUUGGUGUUUUUUUUUUUGUUUUCGUUUUUUGGGUUUUUUUAACUGUGGUAAAAAUAAUGCAUUUCCGUGUCUGUA
Molecule: messenger RNA, 1660 nt
Organism: Gavia stellata (red-throated loon)
Lineage: Eukaryota; Metazoa; Chordata; Aves; Gaviiformes; Gaviidae
Gene: RBFOX2
Product: RNA binding fox-1 homolog 2
Exons: 14
Coding region: 1-1365 (454 amino acids)
Biological process (GO): regulation of alternative mRNA splicing, via spliceosome; nervous system development
Cellular component (GO): cytoplasm; nucleus
Molecular function (GO): mRNA binding
Source: RefSeq, a predicted model, not a curated record